Molecule: messenger RNA, 294 nt
Organism: Alternaria arborescens
Lineage: Eukaryota; Fungi; Ascomycota; Dothideomycetes; Pleosporales; Pleosporaceae
Exons: 1
Coding region: 1-294 (97 amino acids)
Source: RefSeq, a predicted model, not a curated record
AUGCAUCUCUCUGUAUCUGCCUUCGCCGUGCUCUCCUUAUCUUGCCUUAUAACUGCGCAAACGUGCGAUACAUCAAACAACACCCUCUACCUUACGGCGCCUGCGUUAGUCACCACGCCUCAAAACACCUCCACCAUCCAGUGUUGGCGUCUGAGGAAUCCUUUCUUGAUAUCUACAACAGCAGGCAUCGCAGGAAGCCGUGCAUUAAACCUAGGGAAUGUGACGGAUCUAAGCUACGUUGUCCAGCCACCACGCUUUGAAGGCGGAUUGCAUAACGCUCCUGUGCCACAGUGA